UAACCGAGCUCUUGUUGAGCCGAACUCGCUCGUGAGGUACAUGGCACCGUUUCAUCAAUCAAUUGCCCAAUCAGACGGGCUAGACGUAGCAAAAAAUUAAUCAGACCCGCUCACAUUGUACUGCAAAAAAAAUUCUUGCAUGUAGUUCAAAGUUUCUCCCACUCAAUUUUCCAAUUUGAAUCACUAAAACUAAAACCCUAACAAAACCUCUGUAUCAUUUCAAAUCACUCGCAAACCUCAAAAGCAAAAAAAUAACCUAAUAAAAAUGUUCACUCCAGGAUCAAAGAGAGCAACAAGAAGCUCAAUUCACAAUGCUGGAAGCCACAGACCGGCGCUCGAUUCGCCGGUUACGCCUCUUCAACAUAAUCAGUCUAUUCCUAACCGUCCGUCCACCGGAACUCCUGCUCCUUGGGCUCCUCACCUCUCCGUUCUUGCUCGAAUACCGCCAGCGCACAGAACUGAAAAGGAGAAUGAGGUAGAUCCAAUUAAACCUGUAUAUGUAGGGGAGUUCCCUCAAGUAGUUCGUGACGAACAGGACAGAUUUCUGCAGAAGCAUAUUUCUGGCAAUGCACAUAUAUCUGGUGGAAUGGAUAAGGACACGUGCCUUUCUUGGAUCAUUUUUGGAAACAGACUCUUCAUAUGGAGUUACUUGUCUUCUGCUGCUUCAAAAGAUUGCAUUGUUCUUGAGUUUCCUUCAAAUGUACUGGAUGAUGGAGAUUCUGGAAACAAAUCCUAUCUUGGGAGCAACUGGAUAGUUGCCAUUGUCAAUUGGGAGAUAUCUUGCCAGGGAAGAACCAAAGAUGUGCAGAGUCGCAAUUCUGCUGGUGUUAUAAUCUGUAACCAAAAAACUCGAGCUGUCAUCUACUGGCCUGAUAUUUACUCUGCAGAUGGAUCUAUUCCUGUUACCAGUCUCUUAUCUACUAACGAAAUGGAGAAUGCUUCUUCUCCAAGUGAUAACAAGACUACCCCAACCAGGAAGCAGCAACCUAACAAGCCUGGAAGUAUUUCAGUUGGCUCAAACACUCUUAACUCUAUGAUUGCUUCUGCAGUGUCUGUAUCCCAGCAGGUGUGUGUUUCUUGGGUCUGUAGUUCUAAUGGUGAACUGUGGCAGUUCUAUUGCAGCCCCACCGGCAUCCAACGUAGUAAAGUAUAUCAAGACAUAGUAAGUUCAUCCUUCAGAGUUGAUGUCAAUGGUCAAUCUGUUUUGAGCAAGGGCUAUCCAAGGUCGCUCAUCUGGCAUUCUUCAUUUCAUUCCAAGGAGGAUGUUAAUAGGCAGUUUCUUAUGUUGACAGAUCAGGAGAUACAGUGUUACAGUGUUACAUUUCGUCCUGCUUUAAAUGUGUCAAAACUAUGGUCUCAUGAAAUUGUCAGCAUUGACGGAGAUUCAGGCAUUCAAAAAGAUUUGGCUGGUCAGAAACGUAUCUGGCCUCUGGAUGUACAAGUUGAUGAUCAAGGUAAAGUGAUCACAAUUCUUGUUGCCACUUUCUGCAAGGACAGGGUUAGUGGCUCAAGCUAUAUACAGUAUUCUCUUUUGACAAUGCAAUAUAAGUCAACUUUUAGCACACCCUCUGAUGUGCAUGAAAGGAUUUUGGAGAAAAAAGCUCCAAUCCAAGUGAUAAUCCCAAAAGCAAGAGUAGAAGACGAAGAUUUCUUAUUCUCUAUGAGGCUUAGGGUAGGAGGAAGGCCAUCAGGCUCAACAAUCAUACUCUCAGGUGAUGGAACAGCAACAGUAUCCCAUUAUUAUAGGAAUUCACUCCGUCUUUAUCAGUUUGAUUUACCAUAUGAUGCUGGAAAAGUUCUAGAUGCAUCAAUCCUUCCUUCAGCUGAUGGAAGUGAAGAUGGUGCAUGGGUUGUACUAACAGAGAAAGCAGGAAUAUGGGCCAUACCUGAAAAAGCUGUUGUACUAGGUGGAGUUGAGCCACCUGAGAGAAGCUUAUCACGUAAAGGGAGUUCAAAUGAAGGAUCUGCGGAUGAAGAGGGAAGAAACAUCACAUUUGCAAGCAAUGCUGCUCCUAGAAGAGCGAGUUCUGAAGCAUGGAAUGCUGGUGGUAGACAAAAUACUGUGAUCACUGGAAUUGCACGUCGAACUGCCCAAGACGAGGAAUCAGAAGCUUUGCUUGGCCAGCUUUUUCAUGAUUUUUUGUUAACUGGACAUGUUGAUGCUUCAUUUGUAAAGCUUCAAAAAUCUGGAGCAUUUGAAAGAGAUGGAGAAACAAAUGUUUUCACUAGGACUAGCAAAUCUAUUGUUGACACCUUAGCUAAACACUGGACAACAACUAGAGGGGCUGAGAUUGUGGCUUUGACAAUAGUAUCCAGCCAACUAAUAGAGAAACAGCAAAAACAUGAAAGAUAUCUUCAAUUUCUUGCUUUAUCCAAGUGUCAUGAGGAGCUGUGUUCCAAACAGAGACAGUCUUUGCAAACAAUCUUGGAACAUGGUGAAAAACUUGCUGGGAUGAUUCAAAUAAGAGAACUGCAAAAUGUUAUUAGCCAGAAUCGUUCAACUGCAUCUGGUUCCCAAAAUUCUAGUUCCGAAUCUCAGAUUGCAGGAGCUCUUUGGGACCUUAUUCAGUUAGUUGGUGAGAGAUCCCGCCGCAAUACUGUUCUUCUUAUGGACAGGGACAAUGCCGAAGUAUUCUACAGUAAGGUUUCUGAUCUUGAAGAGGUAUUUAAUUGCUUGGAGAGACAUUUAGAAUAUGUCGUAAGCGAGGAACAACCACUUGAGGUUCAGAUACAGAGAUCUUGUGAACUUUCAAAUGCAGUUGUCUCUGUAGUUCGCACUGCAAUGCUUUACAGAGAUGACCAUCACAUGUGGUAUCCACCACCAGAGGGCUUAACACCAUGGUACUGUCAACUGGUUGUUCGGAAUGGGCUGUGGCGAGUUGCAUCUUUCAUGCUCCAGCUGCUUAAUGAAAUAACUGGAUUCAAUAAUUUCACAAAAUCAGAUCUUUACAGCCAUCUAGAGAUACUAGCUGAAGUGCUUCUUGAGGCAUAUGCUGGUGCUAUUAAUGCUAAACUUGAGCGUGGAGAAGACCAUAAAGGACUGCUAGAGGAGUAUUGGAAUAGGCGCGAUUUCCUUCUUGGAUCUCUCUAUCAAAAGUUAAAAGAUUAUGUAGAAGGAGGGCACCAGGUUUUUAGUAUUGGAACUGAUGAACAGAAUGAUGAAAUCCUAAGAAAGCUUUCUUCAAGUUUGCUGUCCACUGCAAAAAGGCAUGAAGGAUACAAAACAAUGUGGAGUAUAUGCUGUGACCUCAAUGAUGCAAUGCUGCUAAAAAAUCUUAUGCAUGAUAGCAUGGGACCUAAAGGAGGUUUCAAUUAUUUUGUGUUUAAACAACUGUAUCGGAAGAGGCAAUUUUCCAAACUUCUACGGCUUGGUGAGGAGUUCCCAGAGGAGUUAUCUUUUUUCCUAAAGCAUCACCAUGAUCUUCUUUGGCUUCAUGAGGUGUACCUCCAUCAAUUUUCUUCAACUUCCGAAACACUUCAUGAUUUGGCUCUUUCUCAAGAUGAGUGCUCCAUUUCAGAAGCUGAAGAAGGUGCAGAACCUGAUCAUGUCAGUUUGAUAAAAACACCAGUGGAUAGAAAGCGUCUUUUGCAUCUCUCAAAGAUUGCUGCCAUGGCAGCAGGUAAAAAUGCCGAUUGUGAGACGAAGCUCAAGCGCAUUGAUGCAGAUUUGAAGAUUUUGAAAUUGCAGGAAGAAAUUUUAGAAGUUCGUCAGGCUAAUAGUGUAGAAGUAUAUGACGGCCAGCAGCUUCUCCGUCCUGAGGAGCUCAUAGAGCAUUGCCUUAAUAUUGAAAGUCCAGAGUUGGCAUUGCGAGCUUUUGACGUGUUUGCAUGGACGAGCUCAUCAUUUCGUCAAAGUCACAAAAGUCUUCUGGAAGAAUGUUGGAAGAACGGUGCUGAUCAAGAUGAUUGGGCGAAACUUCAUCAGGCAUCUAUUAAUGAAGGAUGGACUGAUGACGAAACCCUGCAGCAACUCAGAGACACGGUCCUUUUCCAGGCAUCGAGUAGGUGCUACGGACCUCGAGCUGAAACAAUUGAAGGAGGAUUUGAUGAAGUGUUGCCAUUAAGGAAAAAAAACUUAAAUGUGUCGGAAACAGCGAAGGAUUCGGAUAUUUCCGUUGAAGCAAUACUGAUGCAGCACAAAGAUUUUCCCGAUGCAGGGAAGCUGAUGCUGACUGCUGUCAUGUUAGGUAGUGUACAAGAUGAUGUAAGAGUAGAAGAGACUCCGUCUCCUAUGGAAUGAACCUCAUCAAUUUUGUGUAAUCAUUUGAUUUACAUGAUUCCAGUAUGUAGUAAAGUGUUUAUCAAUGUGUUAUAGUUUAGCGAAAAUCUGUAUUCUUAAAAGAAAAUAUUUUAAGACAUUUGUGCAGAAAAUGUAUGUAAGAGCAGGAUUAGCUAUAGAGAAUGUCUGGUAAUAUUACAUCAAUUUCUGUCAAA
This is a messenger RNA of Mercurialis annua (annual mercury), 4434 nucleotides long. Its product is annotated as nuclear pore complex protein NUP133. NCBI's taxonomy places the organism in Eukaryota, Viridiplantae, Streptophyta, Magnoliopsida, Malpighiales, Euphorbiaceae. Gene Ontology annotation, cellular component: nuclear pore outer ring. The record is from RefSeq and is a predicted model, not a curated record. The transcript is spliced from 8 exons. Gene Ontology annotation, molecular function: protein binding; structural constituent of nuclear pore. Gene Ontology annotation, biological process: transcription-dependent tethering of RNA polymerase II gene DNA at nuclear periphery; poly(A)+ mRNA export from nucleus; protein import into nucleus. Bases 266 to 4240 code for a protein of 1324 amino acids.